Molecule: messenger RNA, 2979 nt
Organism: Necator americanus (New World hookworm)
Lineage: Eukaryota; Metazoa; Nematoda; Chromadorea; Rhabditida; Ancylostomatidae
Exons: 29
Coding region: 1-2979 (992 amino acids)
Biological process (GO): snRNA transcription by RNA polymerase III; snRNA transcription by RNA polymerase II
Cellular component (GO): snRNA-activating protein complex
Molecular function (GO): RNA polymerase II cis-regulatory region sequence-specific DNA binding; RNA polymerase III type 3 promoter sequence-specific DNA binding
Source: RefSeq, a predicted model, not a curated record
AUGGAUAUACCUUCUACUUCUCUUUCUAAUCUAGAGGAAGAGGCAGACGAGAACACCACCCCUGUAUAUACUGAUCUGGUAUCUUCUUCAAGUGAUCAGUUCCUCGGAUAUGAAGAAGUGGAUGAUCCUUAUCCAGAACUUCUUGGUUUCGUCGAGGCUCAGAUUGAGUUCUGUGAUCAGUUUCUCGUAAGAAUUAGUGAGGCGCGAAAGCGACUGGCCGAGAAAAAGACUCUUCUCGAAAAAAAAGCGGAACAAGAACGACAAAGUGGGGCCUUGGCAAAAGCUAAGGUUCCCGUUAUCCAAUAUCUUCCUCCAUAUUUCAAAGACGAGAACAUGAUGUGCCCACCGCAAAAUGAAGAGGCGAAGCACAAGCUGCAGUUUACCACAUUUGACCCUCUUAUUAAAGAGGAUAAAAAGUGGUCACCUCAAGAACUUCGCACGUUGCGUGAAGCCGUCAGGGAAUCUGUAAUCCAUGCUAAUAUCCAGAAGUUUAUUGAUAAGAAGGAUGUAUUACGUUCGAAAAUACAACGAGCUGGUGUCGACACUACACCGGAAGAGGUACAAGGAUGGAAAGAUGAGCUAGAAGCAAUUAAUCGCAAAAUUCAACAUUAUCGGAAUGGAAUGACGGACUCUCAGCAACUGGACGUAGAUUAUUCUUGCGUGGAUUGGCUCAAGAUCUCUACUAUCGAGUUCAAAGGAAGUCGUUCUGCCGCUACUCUUCGUUACAAAUGGCUAAACGAGCAGUGUCCGAGGUGGAACAGUGGCCCUUGGACAAAAGGGGAGUUGGAAAAGUUGAAAGAGUAUCGUGAAGAUCCUUUAUUUACAUCAUGGGCAGCGCUUGCAAAGAAGCUAGGAACACAGAGAUCUCCAUAUCAAUGUUUUGAAAGAUAUCGAAGUGAUAUGUAUAGAAGAAACAAAGAUUGGACUAAAGAAGAAGAUGAACGUCUGAUUGCGCUGGUUAAAGUUAUGACAGUAAAUGGGAACGUGCAAUGGGACAAAGUCACAUUUUAUAUGCCCGGUCGCCAUCGUCAGCAAGUUCGUGCAAGGUACCAACGAACUUUAGAUGAGACCGUUCGCCAUGGUCGGUGGACGGACCACGAAGAUUUGCUAUUGAUGUCAGCAGUGGCUCGGUUUGGUGCUAAAGAUUGGGCCAAAGUUGCAAGAGCGGUUGUUGGAAGAUCUGAUGGACAGUGUAGAGAACGUUGGUGCAAUGUGCUUGAUAGAUGUACAGAAACCGGUGAUUGGACGCCAGAAGAGGAUGAGAGGCUACUACUUGGUGUCCACGCUUUUGGUCGAGGUAAAUGGGUCAAAAUAGCUGCAUUGUUGCCGAGACACAAUUCUGGAAGUGUGAGACGACGUUACCAGCAACUGUUGUCUACUAAAAUGAGGAUGUGUCUUGCUAGACUUAGUGGACGUUCGAUGAACGACUGCAUGUCCGCUUCUUGUUCUGCUGUGGCCAAAGCUAAGCGAGACGUGCUACGACAACAACUUACCGAUAAUUCUCUGAUAGGUGAAUGCUACCGAGCAGCCAAAGAACAGGCCCAAAAUUUCCCCAGCAGAAGAAUACAAAGAGAGAGAAAUUCCUUGAACCUUCUGACAGCUGAAGAAAAGGCAAUCAUCGAGAAGGGUAUUGAGGAAAUUGCUGAGAAGUUUAGAAAUGGAGAAAAGACACCGGACAUUGGAGAAAUCAUCAAGAAAAUUGAUCUUUCAGAAAGAGAAAUCGUCUCUAUGAUGGAAGCCGCUAGGCGUAGAAGCCAUUUUCGUAGAGCGAAACUAGUCCAACGUCUACCAAAUGGAGUAAAGAAAAUCAAGAAAAAUAUGCAUUUGCUUCCUGAUUCUAUCAUGGAACGAACGGUGUUUAGGCCUGAUGAAACUGAGGAAGAACGGAUCAUGUGUAUGACGGAAGCUUUAUGCCAGGCCGUGCGUAAGUAUGAUCUUCAUGAGUGGGGCAACAAAUUCGUUGAGAGUCGUGAUAGCCCGGAGAAUGCAGUUUCAAGUUUUAUUACUAAUAUGUUAAGCUGCAGAUGUGAGGAGGUGGCAAUUAGUUUAAGGGAAUGCACGAAUAUUCCAACGGAUGCGACACUACCACCUACGUUCACUUCGACCUCCGCUUAUCACGUCUUUGAACGAGUUCGGCCAUCGUUAACGUCCAGAGCCUCAAUAUACUUCUAUCCCAGCAAUGUCAAUGCUACUGAUAUUACGUCGGUUACUGAUGGUGACAUAAUUCGUAAAUAUUCGGUAUAUGACCGUCUCCAUAUACAGCUACAUCCAGAUGUACUCGGUGAUCCUCAUUAUCUCAAGCUUAAGGCGCAAGUACGCAGUAUAUUGUUUGAACCAACGCUAUUGGGUAUGGCAAUUGAACCGGUGGAUGUUGAACAGCAACGGAUUAAGACUCAAAUGGAGCUUACACAGAUGGAGCUUGAUGAACAAGAUUAUUCGGCAGAUGCUGCAAUUAUGGACGAUGCUGUUGCUGGUGAUAUCGAAGUUACCACUGAAAACUGUGAGCCGCUUGAUUAUGAUGAUGCGAUUGACGACGCCCUGAAUCAUACCAUUGACACAGUUGUCGACAAGGUUUGUUACCAAAGCGCAAAGAAGAAGCGUGGUCGACCAAGAAAAGAUGAUGUGUUAUCAGCAUGGGAGAAGCUUGUGGGAAGAAAAAGAGAAAGUCUACCGCGCUCAGCGAAAAGCACUGCAACAUCUGUCCUGAAUCAGAUUAACUCAAGUGAUGAUGAUUUGUCUCUUUGCACAUCCGAUAGUGAUUUGGAAGUAUUGCCAGCUCAGAAAGAUGCUAACGUCGAGGAAAGUGCUUUUAGCGACGAGAAUGUGGUGGCGGACGUUUUGUGCUGUAUAGUGGAAAAAGUUUCUCAAACGCUAGAUCCACCAAAGCGGAAGCGAGGAAGGCCAAGGAAGUCGGAUGUUCAAAGGAAUGAGCAGGAAACAAAAUAUACACUGCGACCAAAGAGAUCGAGAAGAUCUUAG